Meleagris gallopavo (turkey) is the source of this 2943-nucleotide messenger RNA. NCBI's taxonomy places the organism in Eukaryota, Metazoa, Chordata, Aves, Galliformes, Phasianidae. The record is from RefSeq and is a predicted model, not a curated record.
CUGGUGAGGCCGCACCUCAAGUACUGUAUUCUGUUCCGGGCCCCUCACUGCAAGAAAGACAUGGAGGCCCUGCAGUGUGUCCGUGGAAGGGCAACGGGGCAGGAAAGGGUCAGGAACAAAAGUCUCCUGAGGAGCGGCGGAAUGAACUGGGGCUGUUCAGUCCGGAGGAGGCUCAGGAGAGGCCUCAUUGCUCCCUAUAACAGCCUGAAAGGCCUCUUCUCCCAGGUAACAGCGAUGGGAUGAGAGGGAAGGGCCUCAAGUUGCACCAGGGGAGGUCCCCGUUGGAUGUUAGGAAGGACAUCUUUGCUGAACGAGCGGUCGGGCACUGGCACAGCUGCCCGGGGAGCGGGGGGAGUCAGCGUCCAUGGAGGCGUUCCAGAACCGUGGGGAUGUGGCACUGAGGGACGUGGGCAGGUGGGGGGGUGGACGGUGGGACUUGGUGAUCUCAGAGGUCUUUGCCAACCACAGAGAUUCUGUGAUGCUGUGAGUCGAGUCAUUUAUUGUAACGAGAGGUAAUCAGCAGCAAGCAAGCAAAAAAGUCACGGAAACACCUGAACGCUCGAUUGGGACACUGAGGGAGCCACAGGCCCGGUAGCAUUCAGGUGGGGCCAGGAGGGUGGACGCAUCGCCCGGUGCCUUCAGCAGCACCAACACGCCGGGUUCCAGCGGGGCUGCGUCCGGCACCGGGCCCCUCACCCUGCGCUGGCUGCGAGAGCUGCCGCCCUCCUGCCUGGGUGCCCUCAGCCCCCGUGAGGUGUGAUGGUGUUACAGAGGGUGGCACGGAACGGCCACUGUGACACGCAGGGUGUGGAACAGAGCUAAGGCUGUGGGGCUCAGGCCAAGCUCAGUGCGACCUGGUGAGGUGAGCAGGGAGGAAGGGGCUGCCUGAGGCUCCCGAGGAAGGAGGGUUCCCCAGCGCUCGGGGCCGGAGCUGAGCACUCAGCCUCAUCCCACUUCUCCCAUAGCUUGUCACACAGAGGAGAAAGCCUGGUGUUACUGGGACAGACACUCUGCGAGUGCUCGCCGUUAAUGCACACGAUGUCCGAGGGGACAAAGAAGCCUGCCAACUCAUGGCAGACGGGUGAAACAUGUGUGUUGUGCAUCCAGGGAGAUGCUGACCCAGAUAUCUAUGGGCGCAAACUGACCAUCAAUGGGAUCUAUUUCCACAAGUUUUGUGCACUGUUUGCGGGUGGCCUUCUUCAAGAGGCAACAAGACAGAAGAUAAAUGAUGAUAUAAGCAUGGUUGAGAUUAUACACAUAAUCAGGCAGGCAGAGCAGAUGCACUGCUUCAUUUGUGGCAAGAGGGGGGCCUUCGUCACCUGUGCAGAGCCGGGCUGUGACCGCAGCUUUCAUCUCCCCUGUGCCUCAGAGGGUGAAUGCAUCACCCAGUACUUUGGAGAGUUCAGGUCCUUCUGCAGGGACCAUCACCCGCAGCAGGCAGUGGUGGCAGCGCCGGUGCAGGACACAACCUGCAUCAUCUGUAUGGACUCCGUGGGGGACAGCAUGUCCUACAGCACCAUAGUGUGCCCAGCCUGCCGACACGCCUGGUUCCACCGGGCCUGCAUCCAGAGGCUGGCCCUGUGCACAGGCAUUACUUUGCACUGUCCACAGUGCAAAGACGAGGAUGAAUUUUUUGAUCACGUGAACGCCAUGGGGAUCCAUAUCCCGUCCAGAGGACCAGUCUGGGAAUACAAUUCAUAUGUACAAAAGGGAGACAAGCACAAGCGCUGCGAUGCCAGCAACUGCCGUUACCCCCGCGGCAGGGAUCAGGCAGGAGAAGGACCCUGGCAGCUGCUCCUCUGCAGCUCCUGUGCUGCACGAGGCACCCAUCGGCGCUGUUCCUACCUGAGUCUGAGCAGAAGGACCUGGGAGUGCAACGCCUGUGCUGGAGAGGGCACCUCCUCCAGCAGCAAUGUGGACAGCGCAGGCCCCAGCACUGCCAUCCAACAGAGACAGGGGCCUCUCCAAGGCCCUGUGACAUCACAGAGCAGCAGCAGCUCCAACACCACCAGCCAGGUACCAUCGGGGUUGGCUCACAGUUCCAAGGUGCCUGAGAGCAGAGUCCUGUCUAGCCAGUGCAGGAUAGAAUGGAAGAGAAUCUGCUCACGUUUACAUCGCAUUGGCGAUGCAUGUAAUGAGCUCCAAGGAUGCUGUGGGAGCAGCUGUGCUGCAGCCCCGAGUGCCAACAGCAGCACCCCGGACUCUGACAGCCAGGGGACAUCAGAGUCCUCGAGGCACUCCCCAGCAGUUGGCUGCAGCCACUGGCGCAGACAGGGACAGCGGGCCCGGACAAGAAGCCGCUCUCCAUUGCAGCGCCAGGCCACAGGUUCCCCGAGCCGGCCCCAAAGACACCAUGAGAGCAGGCAGGCACCAGCCUCAGAUGCUGAGAACUGAACCCAUAGAAACACAAGACGGGGAGCACCGCGGUCAUCGAGGGUUUCCACGGCAGCUGAUAGAAGCCGAUCCAGGCAGACAGGCUGGGCCCGGACUCGGAGCCACUUCCCCCUCAAACAUCAGGCUGCAGAGACCAGCGGCCAGCCCCAAAGGUGCUGCAGGAGCCGGUCCAGGUGGUGAGGGCCAGCCCAGGGGCGAAGCCGCUCCCGGGUUCCACAUCAGGCCCAGAACAUCAACCGCCGGCCCCACUGAUGUUGCUAUCCAGAGUCAUCACAGUCCAUCACAAUAAAUCUGAGAGUUCCAUCAUGCCACUGUCAGUUUUGUUCUUCCCUGCCUUUCCCGAGGUGGGCAGCUUUAGGGGCUGCAACCACGGGCAUCUCUUCCCCCCAGCACCCAACCCACUCCUUCCUCCCCCCAGCCUGGUUCAGGCUGAGCUGGGUUCUGGCCUCAAUUCCAGCGGGGCGCAGCGUUUCCAACACACAACGUGGCGGAGGCCAGGCUGGCAGCUGCAGCCCCGUGCUGGGGGUGUUUCUGUCAUCAUGGGGAUGU